AUGUCAUCCAACAGGAGCCAGAAUCCCCAUGGACUGAAGCAGAUUGGCCCUGACCAGACCGGGGAUGACCUCAGAGCUGGAAUCCAGCAAGUGUAUACCAGACAAAGCAUGGUGAAAUCCAGAUACAUGGAACUCUACACUCAUGUUUAUAACUACUGCACGAGUGUGCACCAGUCAAACCAAGCUCAAGAGGCUGGUGUCCCUCCUUCUAAAUCAAAAAAGGGGGAGACGCUGGAGGGAGUUCAGUUAGUUGGCUUGGAAUUGUACAAACAGCUUAAAGAAUUUUUGAAGAAUUACUUGACAAAUCUUCUUAAGGACGGAGAAGAUUUGCUAGAUGAGAGUGUACUGAAGUUCUACACUCAACAAUGGGAAGAUUACCGGUUUUCAAGUAAAGUGCUGAAUGGCAUUUGUGCCUACCUCAAUAGAUAUUGGGUUCUCUGCGAAUAUUACGGAGGACGAAAAGGAAUCUACCAAAUCUAUUCUCUUGCAUUCGUGACUUGGAGAGAUUGUCUUUUCAGGCCAUUGAAUAAACAGGUAACAGAUGCGCUGAUUGAAAAGGAAAGAAAUGGUGAAACCAUCGAUACAAGACUAAUGGUGAAACCACAAUCUUACGUGGAACUGGGGCUGAACGAAGACGAUGCCUUGGCGAUGGGCCCUAGGCUAAAGGUGUACAAAGAAUCCUUUGAGUCUCGGUUUUUGGCUGACACAGAGAGAUUUUAUACCAGAGAGAGUACCAAAUUCUUGCAGCAGAACCCAGUUACUGAAUAUAUGAAGAAGGCAGAGACUCGUCUGCUGGAGGAGCAGCGGAGAGGCCAGUACCUUCAUGAGAACACCCAAGAAGAGCUAGCCAGGAAGUGCAGGCAGGUGCUCAUUGAGAAACACUUGGAGAUCUUCCACAGGGAAUUUCAGAAUUUAUUGGAUGCCAACAAAAGUGAAGAUUUGGGUCGCAUGUAUAAUCUUGUAUCUAGAAUCCAGGAUGGCCUGGGAGAAUUGAAAACACUCCUGGAGACACACAUUCAUAAUCAGUGUAUUGCGGCAAUUGAAAAGCGUGGAGAAGCUGCUUUAAAUGACCCCAAAAUGUAUAUACAGACAGUGUUGGAUGUUCAUAAAAAAUACAACGCCCUGGUGAUGUUGGCAUUCAGCAACAAUGCUGGCUUCGUGGCUGUGCUGGACAAGGCUUGCGGUCGCUUCAUACACAACAAUGCGGUUACCAAAAUGGCUCAGUCGUCCAGUAAAUCUUCCGAGUUGCUGGCUGGAUACUGUGACUCCUUGUUGAAGAAGAGGUCCAAGAACCCAGAAGAAGCAGAACUAGAAGACACACUCAACCAAGCGAUAGCGGUCUUCAAGUAUAUAGAGGACAGGGACGUGUUUCAGAAGUUCUACGCAAAGAUGCUGGCAAAAAGCCUUGUUCAUCAGAACAGUGCGAGUGAUGACGCCGAAGCAAGCAUGAUCGCUAAGUUAAAGCAAGCUUGCGGUUUUGAGUAUACCUCUAAACUUCAGCAGAUGUUUCAAGACAUUGGUACAAGCAAAUAUUUGAAUGAGUGGUUCAAAAAGCACCCGACAAAUUCAGAGCCGCUGGGCUUGGAUUUCAGUAUUCAAGUUCUGAGCUCCAGAUCAUGGCCUUCUCAGCAGUCCGGUACGUUUGCCUUGCCGUCAGAGCUGGAACGGAGUUAUCAGCGCUUGACAGCGUUUUACGCCAGCCGUCACAGUGGCAGAAAAUUGACGUGGUUAUAUCAACUGUCUGAAGGAGAAUUAGUAACAAACUGCUUCAAAAACAGAUACACCUUGCAGGCAUCUACAUUCCAGAUGGCCAUCCUGCUCCGGUACAACACGGAAGACGCUCACGCCGUGCAGCAGCUGAUGGACAGCACCCAGAUCAAAACUGACAUUUUUGCACAAGUGCUACAGAUCUUAUUGAAGUUGAAGUUACUGGUAUUGGAAGAUGAAAAUACACCUGUUGAUGAGAUGGAAUUGAAGCAAGAUACCUUAAUAAAAUUAUAUCUUGGUUAUAGAAACAAGAAAUUAAGGGUUAAUAUCAAUGUGCCAAUGAAAAUGGAACAGAAGCAGGAACAAGAAACCACACACAGAAACACCGAGGCAGAUCGUAAACUAUUGAUCCAGGCGGCUCUCGUGAGAAUUAUGAAAAUGAGGAAGGUUCUAAAACACCAGCAGUUACUUGGAGAAGUACUGACUCAGCUCUCCUCAAUAUUCAAGCCUCGGAUCCCAGUAAUUAAGAAAUGCAUUGACAUUCUGAUCGCGAAAGAAUAUUUGGAGCGAGUGGAUGGUGAACAGGACACCUACAGUUACUCAGGAUCAGAACUGCUCAGGAUCGCCACGCUUCAAGUCUGUAAAUACGGACACCGAUGCCAUUUAACCUAA
Messenger RNA from Globicephala melas (long-finned pilot whale), 2379 nucleotides. The record is from RefSeq and is a predicted model, not a curated record. Lineage: Eukaryota; Metazoa; Chordata; Mammalia; Artiodactyla; Delphinidae.